AUAGAGCUCUCGGAGCAUCCAAAGCCGCUCUAGCUAGUCUCUCUACAAGGGCCGUUUCUCUCUAGCAAGCCUCUCUUUAAUCUCUCUGUGCUGUUGUGCCUGCGUCUCUGUGUGAAAAGGGAGGCUUGUUUUAGCCGUUAGAGAAGAUGGCCAUGACGACUAAGCUUGCUUGUGUUCUGCUCCUUGCUCUGCUCGGAUUUUCCAUGGUUGCGACCCAGGUUAUGGCAAAGGAAGCCCAGUACCGCCUUGACAGUGCAUACGGACCUGGAAGUCUUAAGAGCUAUCAGUGCGCGGGCCAAUGCCAGAGGCGAUGCAACCAGACGCAGUACAAGAAGCCAUGCCUCUUCUUCUGCAACAAGUGCUGCGCCAAGUGCCUGUGCGUCCCACCGGGCUUUUACGGCAACAAGCAAGUGUGCCCUUGCUACAACAACUGGAAGACCAAGCGUGGCAGUCCCAAGUGCCCUUAAACCACUCACGCUCAAACCUCAUUCAUUCCAAUACCAUCCACUACUAGUAUUCGCCGUGUACUAAUAGAUUCGUCCAAAAAGGUCACGACUUUAAUGACCAUUCUGUUUUUUCUCCAGGCUAAGCAAGUGUUUUGUGUUACUUUUGUCCUUGGCUUUGGCUCCAAUGGGGUUUGGAGGGAGUGGUUGAAUGAAAAACCUUAACCCUCCCCCAAGUGAGAGCUGUCUAUGUUACCAUGUAAUGUUUGACCCAUUUAAUGCAGUGGUCAAAUGGUCCUUCCUCUGUUUUUA
Molecule: messenger RNA, 755 nt
Organism: Syzygium oleosum
Lineage: Eukaryota; Viridiplantae; Streptophyta; Magnoliopsida; Myrtales; Myrtaceae
Product: gibberellin-regulated protein 6
Exons: 4
Coding region: 147-467 (106 amino acids)
Source: RefSeq, a predicted model, not a curated record